CGGAGGAAAAGUUUUAGUUUCAGUGGUCAGGACCGGAGAGUUCGGCCAUGGGGGAGAUCUAACCGGACACACUCUCUCUCACUCACACACACACUCACACACACACAUACACACACUCACACACUCACACACACACGCUCGGACAGCAGCGCGCCCCCCCUCCGGUCCCGGUGAAGGUGUAUGUUAUGGCUGCCUCGGUGAAGGUGGCGGUCCGAGUCCGACCAUUCAACUCCCGCGAGAGCAACCGAGAUGCCAAGUGUGUCAUACAGAUGCAAGGAAAGACCACCUGCAUCGUCAACCCUAAACAGCCCAAAGACUCAGCCAAGAACUUCACCUUCGACUACUCCUACUGGUCACACACUGCAGAGGAUGACCUUCAGUUCGCGUCUCAGAGGCAGGUGUAUCUGGAUAUCGGAGAGGAGAUGCUGCUACACGCCUUUGAGGGAUAUAACGUGUGUAUUUUUGCAUACGGACAAACUGGAGCGGGAAAAUCCUACACUAUGAUGGGCAAACAGGAGCCGGGACAGCAGGGCAUCAUACCACAGAUGUGUGAAGAUCUGUUCAAACGUACGUCAGAAAACACAGACCCUGACCUGUCCUACUCAGUGGAGGUGUCGUAUAUGGAGAUCUACUGUGAGCGAGUGCGUGACCUGCUGAACCCGAAGAGCGCCGGUGCUCUGCGUGUGCGUGAGCACCCCAUCAUGGGCCCCUACGUGGAGGACCUGUCCAAACUCGCUGUGACGUCAUACAGUGACAUCACACACCUGAUGGACUGUGGGAACAAGGCCCGGACCGUAGCUGCAACAAACAUGAAUGAGACGAGCAGUCGCUCUCACGCUGUUUUCACCAUCAUCUUCACCCAGCGGCGCCGCGACCAGCUCACCAGCCUCGACACCGAGAAGGUCAGUAAGGUCAGUCUGGUGGAUCUGGCCGGCAGUGAGAGAGCAGAUUCAUCUGGAGCAAAGGGCAUGAGAUUAAAGGAGGGCGCUAACAUUAAUAAGUCUCUGACGACUCUGGGGAAGGUGAUCUCUGCUCUGGCUGAGAUGCAGAGCAGUAAGAAGAGGAAAUCUGAGUUUAUCCCAUACAGAGACUCGGUUCUGACCUGGUUACUGAAGGAGAACCUCGGAGGGAACUCGCGCACGGCUAUGAUCGCCGCUCUCAGCCCUGCGGACAUCAGCUACGAGGAGACUCUCAGCACCCUACGAUACGCUGACCGGGCGAAACAGAUCCGCUGUAACGCCAUCAUUAAUGAAGACCCCAACGCCCGACUGAUCAGAGAGCUGAAGGAGGAAGUGAGCAGACUGAGAGAAAUACUGCUGGCGCAGGGACUCAGCCAACUGAUCACCACUAACACGGGUCCAGAGGUGAAUAAUAAUCGGGUGUGUCCUGCACUACCAGCUGGUUCAACCCCUAAUGGUGCUCCACCAAUCACAGACCUUGUCCCAGGACAUAACCCUGCCCAAGACAGUGACCACAGCUCCGAAAAUGGCCUCAACCAAUCAGAGUUUCAGAAAGACAUCAUAUCCAAGGAGGAGGCGGUGGAGAGACUGAGGGAAACAGAGAAGAUCAUCGCUGAGCUGAAUGAGACGUGGGAGGAGAAGCUGAGGAAGACGGAGUCUAUACGACUGGAAAGAGAGACUCUUCUGGCGGAGAUGGGUGUGUCUAUUAAAGAGGACGGAGGAACUGUGGGAGUGUUUUCACCUAAAGGAACUCCUCACCUGGUGAACCUGAACGAGGAUCCUUUGAUGUCUGAGUGUCUGCUGUAUUACAUCAAAGAGGGAGUGACCAGGGUGGGUCAGAAGGAUGUGGAUAUCCGGCUGAGUGGACAGUUCAUCAAAGAGCAGCACUGUGUGUUCUACUGUAACACCAUCAGUCACGGAGAGGUGGUCGUCACACUGGAGCCGUUAGAAGGGGCAGAGACUUACGUCAAUGGGAAACAGAUUACUGAACCAACGGUGCUCAAACAAGGUAACCGUAUCGUGAUGGGGAAGAACCACGUGUUCCGCUUUAAUCACCCAGAACAGGCUCGGCUGGAGAGAGAGCGCAGCGCCAACUGUGAGCAGCAGGGGGAGCCAGUAGACUGGAGCUACGCCCAAAGAGAACUGCUGGAGAACCAGGGCAUAGACAUCAAACUAGAGAUGGACAAGAGGCUGCAGGAUUUGGAACUUCAGUACCGCAGAGAGAAAGAAGAAGCUGAUCUGCUGCUGGAGCAGCACAGACUGUAUGCAGAUUCAGACAGCGGUGAUGACUCUGAUAAACGCUCGUGUGAGGAAAGCUGGAGACUCAUCUCUUCUCUCAGAGAGAAACUCCCAGCUAACAAGGUGCAGUGUAUAGUGAAGCGCUGUGGAUUACCCAGCAGUGGUAAGCGGCGUGAGCCCCAACGCGUGUAUCAGAUCCCCCAACGUCGCCGCAUCAGUAAAGACCCCGAGAGUGUGACGGUGUGUGACCUGCAGCUGCAGGCUGUCAAGGAGAUCUGCUACCAGGUGGCGCUGGGGGAUUUUAAACAUACUCUGAGGGAGAUCCAGGCUCUGGCCAUCGUGAAGCUGAAGGAGCUGUUCAGGAUGUACGGUAAGAAGGAGCCAGAGGACCGAGAGCUGUGGAAGGAAGUAGCACAGGACGUGUGGGAGACAGUGGGUGUGGGUGAGGAGCGUGGGCAGGACGUGGGCAUGGCUUCAGAGGGAGGAGUGGGCCAGAAAGGUGUGUACGACCUCAAGGCUCACCUGGAGAAGCUGACGGACAUCCUGCAGGAGGUGAAGGAGCAGAACAACCUGAAGGAUGAAGAGAUCCGAGCGCUCAGAGACAGAAUGAUGAAGAUGGAGAAGGUCAUACCAGCAGUGCAACAGGACGACGGCUCAUCAGAGGACCAGGUUUGGGAGGAUACGGAGGCAGAUGAGGGGCGGGGCAUUGAUCAAGAUGGGUGUGGCCCCAUGGGUGUCCAGUCCAAUGAGGAGCGAGUGAAGCGGCUGAUGGACGAAGACCCCGCCUUCCGCCGAGGGCGUCUCCGCUGGCUCAAACAAGAGCAGACCCGUCUCCAAAACCUGCAGCAGCAGCAAAUCACCAAGCGGCUACGGCGUGGGGGCGGGGCUGGGGGCGGAACUGGAGAUGGAGGCGUGGUCCAUCUGCCCGGAACCGGACGGUUUAUCCCGCCGCAGGAGUGCAAGCUGAAGUUUCCUUUUAAGAGCAACCCGCAGCACCGGCUGUCCUGGAGCCCCGCCUCCUUGCAAGCCCUGCCCACUGGGGAGGACAGGAGUGAGGGGGAGGAGCUGAAUGAUAGCCAGUCUCCACCCAUAAAUCUCAUGGGUCCACCCACCACAGUCCAGGCGAUGGCUUCAUUUCUCCCUGCUCCUUUCCAGAUGCCGGUUGUCAUGGGACACCAGCGCAUGCGUACACCUUCUCCACAUCGCACCUGGCAACCACGUAAUUAUGACGGCAGUAGCUAUGGCAACAGCAGUGGUCACUUCCCGCAGCAGCAGCAGUGGCGCUGCAGGCGGAACUCUCUGGACAGUUCAACGGCUUCCAACAGGCAGGGUCGCUACGGCAACCCCAAUGACCAGGAGCAUCAGCAGCAGGGGGGGCACGGUCGCUAUCGGCGACAGUCACCAAGCCCUGGAUCGAGAGGGGAGGCGGGACACCAGCCUAGAGACGGUUACUAUGGCAACCAGCAUCACCACCUCCACCACCACCCUCAGCAGCAGCAGUUUAUCCCUCAUUUUCAGAUGUACCAGACUCCACCCCCCGCACUCGCACACGCACACACCCUGCCACGCAACAUGCACGGCUGGGGAGGGGUCCCAAAGUUCCAGGGGUACACCACGCCCCCCCGCAUGAGGCGUCAGUACAGUGCCCCCGACCUGAAGAGCAAGGAAACGCCCGUCUGAGUGUGUGUGUGUGUGUCUGUGUUGGUGUGUGUGUGUGUGUGUGUGUGAGUGGGUGCAACAUGUUUUGCUGACCUUUGUUGCUUUGUUGCUGCAGCUGUGAUGUCAUUGUGAUGUCAUACGUUACAUGAUAGUGUCAUUAGCCCAUUAGCACACUGACCUGAGCUACGCUAGAGACAGAACUGAGACACUCACAACACCAAAUAACUAAACACACUCUGUGCUGUGUGUGUGUGUGUGUGUGUGUGUGUGUGUUAAAGGGCCCAUACCAUGUAAAGCUGAGUUUCCUCACUGUGGUUAAUGCAGUGUGUAACUGUUCACUCUCCAGUCUCUAUAGUCCAUAUUUUGAAACCAAAGCUGUUUUCAGCUGUUUUCAGUUUGUGACCUGGGCUGGACGAUACGGCACAAAUAUCACAUCACAUAUACUUCAGAGCAGUGUCACGAUGCACAGUACGCAUCACGAUAUUCAGACGCACAAGAUGUUCCAGAUUUGACAAAAAGCUGCUAAAACAGGAGUCACAACCCAAAUGUUAAGAAGAGCCCAACCACCUUGGGAGCCACAACAUUUUACUGUCUUGGCUGUAAAUGUGCUGAUGUGCCAGUACAGGAUAACAAUAUAAACGAAAACUCAGACCCACUCUGCUCUGCUUUCAGCUUCAGCUCAGCUACAGCUGCUUUUCUCACAUCUCCAGCAGGAAACUUCUCCAAUAAAGUAGAACGGUUUCUUAUAAAACGUCUCUCAACGUUCACUUUAUGAGGCUGAAGUUGCUUCUCAUUCGCGAGGUUCUUGUUGGAUUUUCCCGUUCCACCUUAAAUCUCAGCCUGAGGUGCCAGAAUGCAACUGCUGCACUGUUUAAGGUGGAACGAGACAAUUUGAACGGGAAGCUGACUUCAGCUUCACGACUUUUCAGCGUUUCAGCUCCUCGUUGCUGUGAGGUUUCAGCAAAAUCCAGAUGAAUGCGGAGGUGAAUGAAAAGGAGAGGUUUAUUUACUUCAGGCUGAAUUGGCGUCAAUGUACAUGCAGAGGUCACAAGCGGGAUGAUUCAAAACCAAAGUCGUGGUCACAGGCAGAACGGUCAAACAAACAAGUCCAGAAACAGGCAACCAGAAAAAUCAGGGCAAGACAAAAGUCAGAGUCCAGAUAAACAAGAAACGGGUCAAAACCAAAAGGCAGUCAGAAAUAACGCUCAGCAAGUUCAUACCAGAAACAAUACAUCACAACGACUAAGUCUACAGCCCGGGCUUUUAUAUUCUGCUCUGGUCAUGAGUUCACCUGCUCAGGUGAGAUGAGUUAGUAAUCUGGUGACCUAAAGCGCUGAUAGGAGCGUGACCGGUCACGUGUUCUCCCGAUGAUUCCUGACCGUCCGUCUGAGGCGUGACAGUUUAAAUGUAUCAGGAAACCAGCUGGACUGAUUAUAAACACUAAUCAGUCCAUUCGUCUCCAGAUUAUCGAUGUCCGUCUUAAAUCUCUCUCUUUGCCGUUUCGUAGCUACUAGCUGGGCGAGACUGUUGUCUGUGUUGCUAUGGUGACCAGCCGUCUGCGCUGAUCUUCAGGGUUAAAGGGUGAGUCAGCAGUUCUUCAUUAAUUCCAGCGUUUAAGACCAUUUACUGUUAAACUGUGUUGAAGGAUCAGCAGAGCUUUAUUUUACUGUAGAGGAGGAUUAUUUUAUUAUUACCUGCUGAUCUGAUACAAUCAAACUCAGAAACGCACAUUAUCACCAUAAAUACGAUGAAACCACGUGUUUACCUGCGCACCCCUAUCCAGCCUACAGCAGUUUAGCCCCGCCCCUUCACACUGCGGUUAUAUGGAGUGUCUCAGCACAAACUGCACCUUAAACGAGCCACAAUCAGAAGAGAGCUCAUUUACAUACAUCAGUCUUAAAGACACAGUGACCGGCUGACGCUGAGGGAUGAAGAGAGGCUGGAAAAUGAUCAUGUAGAAAUGAAUUAUGACUGGAAGCCACAGUGCUGUGUACAGCAGAAAUGUAGGGUAUGGGCCCUUUAACUCCAAGGAGACAUACCUCAUAACCGCAGAGCGCCCUGCUUCAGUCUGACCCGCAGACUUAGACAUCCAGAUCAUCUGACAUCAUAGUGCCUUUAUCUCUGUGUGUGUGUGUGUGUGUGUGUGUGUGUGUGUGUGUGUGUGAGAGAGCCAAUCCCAAAGACUGUGUGUGUGUGUUCAGAGGAGACACAGCGCCUCCUGCUGGCUGAGUAUGGUUACUGACAGUAAAGGGCUCUGUAUGUAUGAGCUGAUGAACACUACCUCCUCUAUGCAAUAAGAGAGAGAGAGAGAGAGCAGAACAGUGGAGAGAGAGAGAUUAAACUAAUGAAGAGUGUAAGUAGGGAAUGAUAGAAAGAGAUCCAGAGAGAGAGGGGAGGGAGGGAGGAUGAGUGCUGAAGUGGGUGCAGGUAGAAACCCUCCUGAAUCAGGCAGCACUUUAGAAAGAAACUGGGGUCAGAGGUCAUGGAGACCGCAGGCUAGACGGCUGAGGGUUAGAGGGAACCUUAGUACCGAGUCCCGGCUGGACGCUGACCGUCAGAGCCAGGCCUUUAAUACGGGAUCUGAAGGAAAUAACCAACGUCUACCAUUACGCUAACAUCUGCCAGCACCCUAAGGGGAUUGUAGUAGUAUGUUAGCGCUAAGCUAACAGGGUUUGCUCGCCCGUUUUAGAGCCAUUUAAAGUUAAAACAUGUUUGCAGCGACUCAGUAAAGAGUCCUGUGUAGAGCUGCUGCUGCCGCUGUUCUACUUUCCUAACAGCUACCCGGAACACUGCUUGGACUUCAGCUCGUUUUCUCAGUCAGUGACGAAUCUAGAACCUCCAGAAUGAUUUUGCUCGCCACCACAAUGUGAAUCAAAGCAUGGUUGAUUGGUUCCUCUGCCACUUCGUAGUUAUGUUGGUAGUUAAUCUAGCAUGUGAGGCCUUCAGUCCAGCUCCUGAAGUCCUACCCAAUGGGAGAGCAGCUGGGCUGCAUCUACCUGCAUACCACUUACAGUGUGAUCAUCAUUUCUUUACACAGGUGGGUGAGGGUGGAGUUAGGAGUCUUGCCCAAGGACUCUUAUUGGUGUAGUGUAGGGUCCUUGCCCGAGGAGGGGAUUGAACCGAAGCCUACAGUGUAGAAAGCAGAGGUGUUACCCACUACACUAACCAACCACUAUAGAAACGUCAGGGGAGGGUUUGUGGACCCCAGAGAUGAAGUAAACACUGCAGGCAUCAUCAGUUUGUCUAUGAAGGCCUAGAAGGCCCAGAAAACACCAAUUACCCGGAUUGCGCUGAAAUUCUGGCCACCAAAAUGGUCAGAAGCAGCACAAAGAGAAAACCGGCCAGGAUUUUUGAUUAAAGGCCUAGAAAUGUGAAAACCGAAGACUUUCUGAAUGAUUUUAGAGGUGAUGAAUGAGAAAAGCUCCCCGUUUGUGCUGUUUAGACCGCAGAUAAGGAGAGUUUAGGCUCUGAUUAGUGUGGAGAGAAACUGCCCGGUCCGUCAGAGUGGACACUCAGCAUGAACAGCAGGUCAAGGCUUUUCAUCCCUGUUUAAAUUUAAUCCCCAUGAACCCGAAGGAGCAGAUCAGCUCUACUCUGUGUUCUGUAGGGUCUGAGGUCAGUUCACAGCGUUAGUGUAGAGUCGGGACUCGGUGCUAGAUUCUCUCUGACGUUCUGCUCAGAUCAGAAACACUACGCAGAACAACCCUCCGACUGACCAAGGACGUCCUGUACUCACUUAAAAAGGCAGUUCUUCAAGGGUUCUUUAGUAACGGGACUGGUUCUGUUUGGUUUGUCAUGCUUAAAUGGUUCUGUGCAUGGUGAAGUGGUUCUUUAGAUUGAUGUAGAAGGUGUUGUAUAUGUUUCAAUAUUGCACCAAAAAGGGUUCUGCUGUUGUUAUGACAUCAAGCUUGUGACAAUAGAAGAACCUUUUUCGGUGCCAUAUAGAACCCUAUUUGAAAAGGUUCUAUGUAGAACCAUCAACAACAGAACUGGCUAAAGGAAAUGGUCCUUUGCGUGGUGAUGGAAGGAGAAUGUGUUGUAUAUGGUUCUAUGUAGUGCCAAAAAAAAGGUUCUGCUAUUGUUAUGAUGUCAAGGUUGUGACAUAGGAAGAACCCUUUUGGUGCUAUGUAGAACACAUUCUCCUUCAGUCUGAAGAACCGUUUCACCAAAGACCCAUUUAAGCAUGCAGAUGGUUCUAUGUACAACUCAUUGUUCUAAAUAGAACCAUUCCCUUUAUUAUAGAACCCCUGAAGAAUCAUGUUCUUUAGGAGUGAGCAGAUGUUAUUAAACACUAAUGCGUUUUAUAUAAAUAUUAAAGUGCCUUCAAAUUUUUUAAAUUCACUUUUUCAGUUUUAAAUGAAAAAUGAUGAUGCGUCGCCAUGGAAAUGGCGCAGUCUACAGUAGCUUUGAGGUGAGUGUGUGUGUGUGUGUGUGUGUGUGUGUGUGUGUGUGUGUGUGUGUGUGUGUGAUUGUACAAGCUCCACUCUGAACUUGCUGGACUGGUCAAACCUCACACUGAUGUCCACAGCAGGAAACCGAGUGACCGAUUGAUCGUUUUCAUUGAUUAUUGAUUGUUUUGUUGAUUGUCCAAUAGGAACGGUUGUCGCUCUUUUGGACGAUGCUUUUAGUUGAUAAUGAUGUCUCUCUGUGACCGCGGAGAACAUCUCCAUGACAACCUGCAUUAGGGGGCGGAGUGUGUGGGGCUCACAGAUGAGCCACAGUGGAAAUGAUGGAUUUGACCUUUGACCCUACAGGACAAUCCUAUGUUUUAUUUCUGUGUUUUCAUCUAAAAUCUGUUACUCUUUUAGUUUUACAUGACUGUGUAGCCUUCAAUUUGAUUUCAGUCUGAUUUCUGUUUAUGAUUUCAGCCUGAUUUCUGUUUGUUUAUGAUUUCAGCCUGAUUUCUGUUUGUGUUUAUGAUUUCAGCCUGAUUUCUGUUUGUGUUUAUGA
This is a messenger RNA of Pygocentrus nattereri (red-bellied piranha), 8807 nucleotides long. RefSeq names its product kinesin-like protein KIF1C. The record is from RefSeq and is a predicted model, not a curated record. NCBI's taxonomy places the organism in Eukaryota, Metazoa, Chordata, Actinopteri, Characiformes, Serrasalmidae. Gene Ontology annotation, molecular function: microtubule motor activity; microtubule binding; ATP binding. Gene Ontology annotation, biological process: microtubule-based movement. The transcript is spliced from 24 exons. The coding region runs from base 186 to 3878 and encodes 1230 amino acids.